AUGGCUUCGAAGCAUGGCUUCGAAGUAUUGGUGCAAGGACUUGGUUGCAUGGGCCUAACCGGUCAUUAUGGUGCUUUUGACACCUCCGUUAUGUAUGGCCCUGAGACAAAGGAAGUUCUCCUCGGAAAGGAUGGGGUGAGGGAGAAGAUGGCGCUUGCGACCAAAUUUGGAAUCAGUUCUGUAGAGGGGAAGAGAGGGAUAAAGGGAGAUCCUGCUUAUGUUAGGGCUGCUUAUGAGGCUAGUUUUAAGCGGCUAGAUGUUGCAUGUAUUGAUCUUUAUUAUCAGCAUCGUGUAGAUACUCUCAUGUCCCUAUCGAAAUCACUGUAA
Messenger RNA from Camelina sativa (false flax), 327 nucleotides. NCBI's taxonomy places the organism in Eukaryota, Viridiplantae, Streptophyta, Magnoliopsida, Brassicales, Brassicaceae. The record is from RefSeq and is a predicted model, not a curated record.